This is a messenger RNA of Girardinichthys multiradiatus, 3348 nucleotides long. It is a transcript of the gene rfx6, whose product is annotated as regulatory factor X, 6. The record is from RefSeq and is a predicted model, not a curated record. Lineage: Eukaryota; Metazoa; Chordata; Actinopteri; Cyprinodontiformes; Goodeidae. The transcript has 20 exons. The coding region runs from base 202 to 2835 and encodes 877 amino acids. Gene Ontology annotation, biological process: regulation of transcription by RNA polymerase II. Gene Ontology annotation, molecular function: RNA polymerase II cis-regulatory region sequence-specific DNA binding; DNA-binding transcription factor activity, RNA polymerase II-specific.
CCCGUUUCCUGUUCGCUAUGACCCCUUCAAGUCCACCUGACCAACGGCUGUGAACCAAGCUAGCCUCAAUGAUCUGAAUCCAAUGAGCGGCUGUUUACCAGGAGUCUGCGCAGCUCAGCGACGGUUGGUUCAGAGGACAGCAAUGAGACAGCGUCAUCUGAAGAUGAGCAUGAUCUGUUGGACUUGAACUCAGACCUGACCAUGAAACAGAGCAUUAGUUCCUCCAGGAAGACCAUCAGUCAGAUAAUCAAGGACAAGAAGAAACAAACACAGCUAACUCUACAGUGGCUUGAGGAGAACUACAUUGUGUGUGAAGGAGUGUGUCUGCCUCGCUGCAUCCUUUAUGCUCACUAUCUGGACUUCUGCAGGAAAGAGAAACUAGAGCCGGCUUGUGCUGCUACAUUUGGAAAGACGAUCCGACAAAAGUUUCCUCUUCUGACAACAAGAAGACUCGGCACCAGAGGACACUCCAAAUAUCAUUACUAUGGAAUUGGGAUCAAAGAGAGCAGCGCCUAUUAUCACUCUGUGUAUUCAGGCAAAGGUUUAACCAGAUUUUCAGGGAGCAAGCUCAAGAAUGAGGGUGGCUUUACCAGGAAAUACUCUUUGAGCUCUAAAACAGGAACGUUGCUUCCAGACUUCCCCAACGCCCAGCAUCUUGUGCUGCCAGGAAAUAUUUCCAGAGAAAAGGUUGACACUCUGAUCAUGAUGUAUAAAACACACUGUCAGUGCAUCCUGGAUAACGCCAUCAAUGUUAACUUUGAAGAGAUCCAGAAUUUUCUGCUCCACUUCUGGCAGGGAAUGCCGGACCACCUGCUGCCGCUGCUAGAAAACCCGAUUAUAAUCGACAUCUUCUGUGUCUGUGACUCUAUUCUCUACAAGGUUUUAACAGAUGUUUUAAUUCCCGCCACGAUGCAGGAGAUGCCUGAGAGUCUGUUGGCCAAUAUCAGAAACUUUGCCAAACACUGGGAGCAGUGGUUGGCCUCAUCUCUGGAAAACCUCCCAGAAUCCCUUGCAGCUAAGAAGCUCCCUAUAGCACGCCGCUUUGUUUCGUCCCUGAAGAGACAGACAUCUUUCCUACACUUGGCACAGAUAGCCCGGCCAGCCCUUUUUGACCAGGCUGUAGUGACCAGCAUGGUUCUGGAUAUCGACAACGUGGAUCUCAGCAGCAUCAACUCACAACCACUGCUCAGCGUGUCGGCAGCUGGAGACCAGGACUCAGACAUUUACUCUGAGUAUGAUUCCAUCAGUGUCUUUCAGGAACUGAAAGAACUGCUGAGAAAAAACGCCACUGUUGAAUCGUUCAUAGAGUGGUUAGACUCGGUGGUUGAGCACAAAGUCAUCAAGCCCGGUAAGCAGUGCGGUCGAUCUGUGAAGAAGCGAGCUCAGGAUUUCCUCCUCAGGUGGAGCUUCUUUGGUGCACGAGUCAUGCACAACCUUACGCUCAACAACGCCUCCAGCUUUGGUUCCUUUCAUCUGAUCCGGAUGCUGUUAGAUGAGUACAUCCUGUUGGCUUUGGAAACUCAGUUCAACAAUGACAAGGAGCAGGACCUGCAGAACCUUCUGGAAAAAUACAUGAAAAAUGCAGAUGCCAGUAAAGCGGCGUUCAUGGCGUCACCCAGUUCCUGCUUUCUGGCCAACCGUAACAAGGCCUCCGCUUCCAUCGACCAAUCGGUGAAGAACGAAUCUUUGGGAGAACAUGCCUACAUGCCUCUGUCCACCAAUCAGCAGCAAGAUCUUGAAGCUAAAACUGCCCUCUAUCAGGGGAAUGAUGGUUCUGGUUUCACAUCUUCAGGUGGUCAGAUGGACUUCUCUCAGGUCAGCGGCCCACUCAUGACACCACCCAUCUCUCCAGCUGCGUUGGUGCACAGGGGCUCUGUCAUCAACCAGGGGCCCAUGGCAGGGGGGCCCCUGACGCCCUCUUCCUCGUCAUGCUCCUUCUCCUCAUCCUCCUGCCUCUCCUCUCUCAGUGAAAUGACACAGCCCAGCCCCUGCUCCUCAUACCCGGAAACCCUGUACCACUGCUUACCUCAGUCCAGUGGGUAUUUCCCCCCUGCCAGCAGCGGCUCCUCGGCUCCAAGUUACCAAACUGCUCUCAGAUCUCAGGCCCAGAAUCCCUGUCUGACAGCGGUUCGGACUCACAAUCCACCUCUGGGCUGUCACCUGCCCCGGUACCCGUCUCUCAAUGAUCCGCCCCUGAAUAAGGACAUUUUUUACUCUCAAUCAGUCCAUCACUCCUCUGGAAGCUCCGACUGUUCCCUGACGGCUUACGGUUCUGCAGUCCGGCCACCUUCCAGAUACACUCCGGGCCCAGAACCAGUUCAGACAGAACAGGGGCUGGAUCAGCAGGCAGCGGCUCAGAUUCUGGACGCUUCAGAAGGUUUUGGCUUCAUGGGGGCCGGACUGAACCUCGCUGGUGGUGGUUGUCAGGGACAGACGUGCGGCAUCUUGGGGCAUAGCGGUUUUUAUUGUAACAGCAGCUUCUUGGCCGGCCAGCGAGUGAAUCCUUUAGUUGAUCAGCACGUGUCCGUCAUCAGCAGCGUAGGAAGUCUUCGCCCCUUCUCCUCAACAUUCUCUGAAGUCCAUGAUCCACUGAACAUCCUGGACGAACCAGGGAGGAAAACCACAGGAAGCUUUUUCAGCGAGGCAGAAUCAGGUCAUUCCCUUCCCUCCUCUGGAUCCGCUACCUGCAUGUUCGGACUUUCCUCUCCGUUCGGCUCACAGGACGCUCUGAUGUCUCAGCAGCGUGGGAUGGCGUCCUCAGAGGUACAGGACCUGGUUUCCUCGCUACCACCCAUCAACACUGUGUUUAUGGGUGCAGGGGGAGCGCAGCAGUGACUUCUGUAGGAGGAAUCGGUGCAGGAAGUUUGAGGGAAAAACGAACAGAAAACAGGGUCUCUCACAAUGAACCAGUAAGGAACUGUGCGGUUUAUUUUACCUAAUAGAAAGUAACUAAAACAUUUACAGUUAUACCGUUUGAACUAAUAUUGAAAAGAAAUGGAUCAGCUUUGAAAUAAUAACUUUCUGUCUCAUGAUGCUCCCAUUUCUCCUGUGUAUAAAUAAAAUGAGACUGGUGAAUGACCGCACAACAUGUGAAUAACUGUCCAGAUUGUUUUUGUUUCUUCUGGUUUAGUUUGGUUUUGACCUUCUAUCCGGUGAACCUUUAUUAGGCUUUUAGAGACAACAGCACUCAGCUGUUUUGCUGAUACAAACAGAUUAUUUUUACCCAGCUGUUCUUGAUAUUGUAUUUCCUCGAAGCUUUAGUACUAUAUUUCAUCCUCUAAACUUGUGUGUAAAAUGCAGAACAAAAGGAAAUCUAUGUAAAUUUCAUUAAAAUAUGUUUUUAGAAGA